CGCCAUCUUAGUAGUAAUCUCGCAAGCGAAAUGCUCAAACUCAAAUAACUGUAAGGAAUAAUAUACAAUUAAAUAUUACAGGUUGCGAAUACAAUCAUCUAAAUGGAGCAUCAACGGUCACCUCAGUCAAUGACAACCAUAUCAAUUAAAGGAUCCCAGGUCAGACCGACUGGUGGCAAUCAUGAAGGAACGAGGAAACAAACUAUUGCAAUGGCACCAGGCAUGAAGCUUGUAGAAGACGUUGUCCAGCAGCAGCAAAAGCAGAUGCUCUGCAAAGUAGCCGUCAUUUACAGACGGGCGAAGAGGUUUGCAGAAGGUUCGAGCUCAGCUGUGCGAGAGAGGAAUCUGAACUCAUUGCGGUCAUCUUUUUACAGUGCUGCUAAGAAAGCCAACAUCAAAAUAAAUGUAUUUCAAGAUGCCAAAACCAUUCCAUUGCAUCCUAUGACCAUAUCUACAAGGUUGAUGUUUAAUGACCUGUUGGUAGCAAGAUCAGAACCCUUCAUCUCUGCUAUUGAUGCAGAAACUAGAGCAUAUCAACUGGCAGAAAAAAUAUUGAUGGCAUCUCUCGAAAAAGAUGUAAACACAAGGAUUAAAGUUGCUGUGCAAGACAAAGUAUAUUUCAUAAUAGACAAGGAUCUGAAUGAUCAGUCACCAAUACUUCAGAUGGCAGCAGCUCUGCAGAGAGAGGACAAGCUUCCAUGCUCUCCACGCCAUGCUAUAGAUCGUGCUGGCAGUGACAUUGCCACAUCUAUAAAUGUGAAGAUCAUGUCUAAUAAUCAUGUAACAGGGACCCUAUUCACGGCUAGGUUGUCUGUCGAUGAUGUGGUGCUGCUGGCAAGCAAGAAACCCUGGCCAACGUCCCAGCAAGCUGAGCGGCAUGUGUACGAGCAAUCCUACAAGACUCUACUGUCGCUCUCUCCGGAGACGUUCAUGUUAAAUAGAGUAAAUGGCGAGUACCAGGUGGUGCACUUGAAUUCCCACCCCAGUGAUGAGCAGUUUAGUGAUUAUGAUGGCCAGCAGAUGGCACCAGCAGAUAACGUCCACAUUGUAGUCAAAAGCGAUCCCGGUGAGCAUGCUGAUUGUGCAAAACCACGACCCGAUUUUCAUCGUCUGGUGAACAGAUCUUCUUUAACACGGAUGAGUCCUACUCUGACUGUGGCUGACACAGGAGCAUCGAGCAGUAAGAAGUGUAUUACAGUACGAUCCCAAGACCGGGUGAAAGCGGCUUGUAAAAAGUCAGAUGGUCAUGGUUCAAAGAGGGACGCCGACGAAUCUGUCACGCAUCAGCCGACGAUAGCUGUGGUAGGUAGACUGCACUGGUGUGCUGACGCGCUGCCCCGUGAGCACAACCAACCAGUGCCACGGAAGAUCAUUUGUCAGGAUUCGAUUCCGGAGCAAGCGAGAUCUCGACAGAUGUCUCAUGCUAGAAUCAGUGCCCCUGUGAGCAGUGUCAGCAGCCCGCAUGUGGUACCGACCGUGACUAUCAUUAAAUCUCAGGGGAGGCUGAAACAACAGAGUGAUGAGAUUGCAACUCAGCGAAUCAGCGAGUCGGUAGUCGAAUUUUCCUCGAAGGAUAGCGAGACACUAUCAUCUGCUACUGACCCAGUGCACUACGCUGGAUUCAUUCCCGUAUGCAGAACGCAAAAGAUAGACAUGGAGGUGAAAGAGUCUCCUAGGGUUAUACCACUACAGAAACAACAACGAGAAUUGGCCGGCAAAACAUCAUCUGAGGAAGUUGAGUCAUCAGCUUUUCCAUCAUGCAGUAUCGUGGCACGGUCAAAUGUAACAACACAUGUUGGUGACGAGACUGCAAAUAUACAUAUAGGAAUAGCUGGCAAUCAGGACUGGGAAAACAUAACUCAGUUCAGAGAAGAGGUGGAUCCGUCUGGAGAGGAGAUGAUAGAGACAGAGCAAAACUAUAGUGUGAUACCUGAUGCAGGUAGGAAUAUAGAUACAUCUGAUGCUUGGCAAAGGUACUCGUACUACGAAGAUGACGCUUUCAAUGAGAACUUGGCAAGCAACCCCUGUGACACCUGGCAGGGACUGCCGUCCUCUGAGGAUGAACGAGACGAACCGGAAUUUGUGCGCGGUCAGUGGGAGAGGUGGACAUCUGUUCAGAGCCAUGGAAUGGCUUGUAACUUGGCUGCAACAUCCAGUGCCAACGAUGUGUCACCUACUGCAAUCUGCAUGGAGGUGACUGGUCACAAGGGCACAGGUCCAGGCAUGGCAGGGGAGGAGUGUAGAGCUCCCCAUAGCUCAGCUGUGCCCAAUGUGCCUAACCAUGUUCUGCCUCACAUAGAUUUAUCUGGAAGAGAACAUCAAAGGUCGCCCACCCAGGCUACCCUACAUGGAAAGUUUACGUCUGAAAGUUUCGAAAAUAAAGAAGGCAUCCAGCAGAAUUCAAAUGGGAGGAGUAAUGUGGAUCAGGUGUCGUCAAAGGUGGCACAGGAUAGCCGCAGCAUGACAUUGUUUGCAGACAGAGCAAACCCGUCAGUCGCUGAAGGUGCCAGCCCCGGAAAUCUUGUUACUGAGCAAGUGCAUAUGGAUGAUGCCAGUGAGCUUGCUUUGGAUAAGAAAUGGUUACAGCAUUUGGCACAAGCACUCAUAAAGUCCUCCACAGACAUUGCUGCUCGUGAUAUACCAGGUCUAUUCACUGCUACAGUCAAGUCUAUGAAUCUGGACAUCAGUUUCGUAUCAGAUGUUAAAGAUAUGUUAGGCAAGGAAUGUGUCAUGAUGCACGUCUUGCUGAGUGGAAUCCUCAUUGCCUCGAGCCAAUUGGUGCCAUGGUUGGAGUUCCAGCCAGAGUGCAAAACGUCUGAGCAGCUGAGAAGGGAGCUACGGCAGGAGCUGUUUGGGAGAGCUUUUACAAAGUUACUGCAGCUGCAAGAUAGCCAGUACAUGCUGGAGAUCAUGCGGUCAAAAACGGGUGUGAAAAUGAUGGCUGUGACCCGGAAUAAGAUGAAACCGACUAAACAAGAAAUUGUGGCAGGCAGUAGCAAUCGCGUUUCACAAACAAUGAAAGGACUAAGCAAGCAGUCAGGGGAGAAGGUCAUCUUUCGAGGAACACAUCACACUGAUAUCCAGAAGAAAGCCUUCACAGCCGGCCACACAAAUAGAAUGGUAAAAGACCACGGUAACAAGUCGAGGGUGAGAAAUCUACGUGGAACAGGUCACCAAUGGUCUGUUGGGCAAAGGAGAUUUCCUGGGCCAGGGCAUACACAAAAUCGUCAUAGUGUGCAGAGUCUGCCUGUAUCUGCCAGCAGCUUGCCCUCACUCAUGGAUGUACCUGUAAGGCCAGUCAUUCCAACUGACCAGGACUGUGUGAUUAUGCAGAGACCCAACUUUCCUGUGCGUCAAAUGGAUGUGGACGGCUUGCUGAAGCCUCCUGUUGGAUUCCUUGCUACUCCCUCGCACACAGAAACCAAUACCUCUUCUGGCCUACUAAGGUCCCCACCUGACUUCGAACAUGGCGCGCUAAAGUCUGCAUUGCCAUGUGUUGAUAGUAGUAAUCCAAAUACAACUUCAUUGCCGUCGCAUACCUCCUCGGUCAACCAGUACCAAGCAGUGAGCGCAGACAGGCAAGGCAUAUUGUCCAACAGCCCACUGCAGUCUAACCAUGGGCGUAAAUCACGUGAUGGCAGACAUAGUGAUCACCGGUAUCCACUUGAUGAUGGAGUAGAAGAACUGCCCAAUGCUAUCCCACCUGCAGGUGUUGAGCUGGAAGACUGGAGCGGCCAUUUUGUGAGCGGCAACACUGAUGUUCCGAGGAUGCAACAGAAUGACAGAGAUGCCUCGCCUAGCACACCCACCAAUCGGCCAUUAAAUCACUGUUCAGGUGAUGACAUGGAAACAGAUUGUGGAGGCCGUGUGACAAGAUUAGGUCAGCGUGAUACUGGUAGUAGAUGGUCUGACAGUAAAUUGAAUACGCUAAAGUCUUGUCAAAGUUAUACCAAUGACUGUGACACAACAAGGAAUGAGGCUAGAUCAGGUGAGACGGUUCCCAAUGCUAAGUCGCCUGACAAGGGAUGGAAUAGAUCAAGGUCAGGUCGAGGUAGUAAAAGGCAUGACAGAGCAUGGCAUAACCCAAGGUCAGCUCCAGGUACUGCUGAUAAUAGAGAGCCUGGCAGGACCUGGCAUGAACCAAGAUCAAGUAGAUGUGCUACUGGUGAUAGGGGGCUGGACAAAUCAUGGGAUGAAGGAAAAACCAAUGAGUGUGAUACUAGUGAUAGGGGGCAUGCCAUCUCUUGGCACGGUCCAAGCAUCGAUAAAAGUCGCACCGAUGGUGGGUGGCCGGACAGGCCAUGGAAUGAACAUAGUUCAUGGCACGAGCCCAAGUCCAACAAAAACAGUGGUUUAAAUGAUAGGGGGCGAGAAAGGCCAUGGCAUGAACCAAGAUCACGUGAAGGUAAGAGUGAUCACAGAGGCUCUGACAGCAGGUGGAAUGAGCCAAAGUUCGAUCAACGUGAUACAAGUGAUAGUUGGCCUGAUAGGCCAUGGCAUGAACCACGAUCACCUGAAGGCAACAGUAAUGGUAGAGGCUAUGACAACGCAUGGAAUGAGCCCAAAUUUGAUCAGAGUGGUGCAGAUGGGAUAUGGCUGGAUGAGCCAUGGCAUGAACCAAGAUCACGUGAAGGCAACACUGAUGAUAGAGGGUCAGACAGCACAUGGAAUGAGGCAAAGAUAGAAAACAUUGGUACACAUGAUAGGUGGCAAAGUGAAACUAGUUCCCAUAAUAGGCGGGUUGAACACCAUGAGCCAAAAUCAAGUCAAAAUAAUACCAGUGAUAGGUGGUCUGAUAAGUCAUGGCAUCAACAAAAGUCAGUUCAAGGUGAUAUGAAUACUAAAUGUCAUGUUAAGGAAGAUAGAUUGAAGAAGUGGACCGGUAGGAUAGACUCUACACAGAAACCAGAGCUGAUCGAUUUGGAUGAUAGGUUUACUGGUAGGGAAGAAUCUGUACAGCAUUCAGUGCAAGAAUAUAAAGACGAUGGCUGCACUGGUGUAAUAGACUAUAUGCACAGACCAGUGGGGUGGUAUACCUGAUAAGUGGACUGCAUGGAAGCUUAAUUUGUUAGAAUAGAAUAGACAUAUUAUUAGCUUACAAAAUGUUAGGUGGUUAUUUGAAAAGUAGUGAAAUAUUUUUGUAUGCAUACCUAUAUAAGGCAUAUACCUAUGCAAGUGAUUGUAGUGCUGUAAACCUUUUGUUUAUCUGCUCAGUCAAUCCUUUUUUGUUAUAGCUGAUAAGGCUGACAGUAUCUGCCAUUGAAAAGGAAACAGAUUUAGUGUAGAAUACACUUGUAUAAUAUAAAAAAAGGUUGCUUUCUGUUCUGGCUGAUGUUGAUUGGUUUCCCGCUCAUGAAAGUGUGGCAAAGAAGGUCGAUUCAUCUUGCUAUAUUACUCUCAAAUGUCCGAAAUUAGUAGAAAUCAUUUCAUAUACGUUUUAUUGUUAUCAAAAUCAAGGUCAAAAUUUGCAACUGUGACUUGCACAAUAGCAAAAUAGUGAUUCGUUUGGGUUCGGUGACUCGUUUAUGUUCUCCAGUAUUUUUUCCAUUUCAAAUUAUGAACACUUAUAUAGUGUAAAAAGUUUAUAUAGGAUUAAUUGUUGCAUAUAUAUUUCAUCAGUUGUGUUCAAUAAUGCAUUGAGGUUUGAUUUCAUUACAAUGUUACUAAAUAGUACGAUCAGCUUCUUGUUACAAAAUGUAGUGCUGCUAAAAUAGAUAGGUUUGUGCAUGUGCAUAACAAUUUUUUAUGAACAAGUAUUUUGUACAAUUAUAUACAAUUUUCAAUUUAAACAAACAAA
Messenger RNA from Priapulus caudatus, 5797 nucleotides. RefSeq lists its product as uncharacterized. NCBI's taxonomy places the organism in Eukaryota, Metazoa, Priapulida, Priapulimorpha, Priapulimorphida, Priapulidae. The transcript has 10 exons. The record is from RefSeq and is a predicted model, not a curated record. The coding region runs from base 103 to 5040 and encodes 1645 amino acids.